Messenger RNA from Brassica napus (rape), 978 nucleotides. RefSeq names its product protein FAR1-RELATED SEQUENCE 4-like. The transcript has a single exon. Lineage: Eukaryota; Viridiplantae; Streptophyta; Magnoliopsida; Brassicales; Brassicaceae. The record is from RefSeq and is a predicted model, not a curated record. Bases 1 to 978 code for a protein of 325 amino acids.
AUGGAAAUUUGGGCAAUGAAGAAUAAUUAUGAUUACAUUGUUCUCAAAUCAACGAGAAAGUGGUGGUAUAUUCGAUGUAAGGAUAAACUGUGCAACUGGACUCUGCGUGCAGAAUGUUUGGAUGGGUCUACAUACUUCAUGAUCAACAAGUGGGUGGGAAUACAUUCAUGUGCUCCUUCGAAGAAAAGCAAAUUCGGAAAAACGGCAUCGGCAAGAACAAUUGGGAAGCUGAUACAACAUCGAUUUGAUGAUGCCAAUGAUGGCCCAAAAGCAAAUGACAUCAUUCAGUUCAUGAGACUGGAGCAUAGUUGCAAGAUUACUUAUUGGCAAGCUUGGGAAGCUCGUGAGUAUGAAAUUGCAGCGGCUCGAAGUAUACCAGAUGAAAGUUAUGCUAAAAUACCAAAAUAUUUGCAUAUGAUUAAAGAAGCUAAUCCUGGUACCCACACGCACUAUGAAACAACUGAGGAUGGGAGAUUCAUGUAUCUAUUUAUGUCGUUUGGGCAAUCAGUUCGAGAAUUCUACAAUGCAAUGCGUAGGGUGAUUGUUGUUGAUGGAACUUUUCUGAAAAAUAAAUACAAAGGAGUGCUACUUGUUGCUACAGCUGUAGAUGGUAACUCCAAUUUGUAUCCGAUUGCUUUUGGAGUUGUUGAUUCUGAGACUGAGGAUUCAUGGGAGUGGUUCUUAAGAACUUUGAAAGUGGUUAUUGCUGAUAGUAGAGAUUUAGCUUUUGUAUCAGAUAGGGCUGCGUCAAUAGCUAAAGCGCUUGGGACUGUUUACCCUCGUUCAAGACAUGGAAUUUGCAUUCACCACUUGUUGACCAAUGUGGUAAAAAAUUUCAAGACAAAGGGUUUGUCCGCCUUGGUCGAGAAGGCUUCGCGGGCAUAUAGGUUCUCUGAAUUUCAGGAACGUUUCACUGAAAUUGUUGAAAUGUGUCAUGCGCUUGGAAGAUAUCUACAGGAGGCUGAUGUGAGAAAAUGA